GAGAGUGGGGCAGCUGCAGCGUUUGGCGUCUCGCUGGGCGGCCGGGAUAGCGCGCCACGAUGCCUGCGGUGUCAAAGGGCGAUGGGAUGCGAGGCCUGGCGGUCUUCAUCUCCGAUAUCCGGAACUUGGAGUUCAGCAAAAGGGAAUAAAAAAGAAAUGUUCAAGAUCUUAGGUUCCGAACCCAUGUUUAGAUAUGGGUAAUAACAAGACUUCGGGUAGUAGGACAGAACAAAUUAACUGCUGAUGUUCCCACAAGCUUGCUGGCAAAAGUAAAGAAGCAGAGAUAAAAAGGAUAAAUAAAGAACUAGCAAACAUUCGGUCAAAAUUUAAAGGUGAUAAGGCUCUGGAUGGUUACAGUAAGAAAAAAUAUGUCUGCAAACUGCUUUUCAUCUUUCUUCUGGGACAUGACAUUGACUUUGGUCACAUGGAGGCUGUGAACCUGCUCAGUUCCAACAGAUACACAGAGAAACAAAUUGGAUAUCUCUUCAUCUCCGUACUAGUGAACUCUAACAGUGAGCUGAUUCGCUUAAUAAACAAUGCGAUCAAGAAUGAUCUGGCAAGCCGCAACCCCACCUUCAUGGGACUUGCUCUGCAUUGUAUUGCUAAUGUGGGUAGCCGGGAGAUGGCAGAAGCGUUUGCUGGAGAAAUUCCAAAAAUACUUGUAGCUGGAGAUACCAUGGACAGUGUGAAGCAGAGUGCUGCCUUAUGCUUGCUGCGUUUAUAUAGAACUUCUCCUGAUCUUGUCCCCAUGGGAGACUGGACGUCUAGAGUAGUGCAUCUCCUCAAUGACCAGCACUUGGGUGUAGUUACUGCAGCUACAAGUCUGAUCACCACUUUGGCACAGAAGAACCCAGAAGAGUUUAAAACUUCAGUCUCCUUGGCAGUGUCUAGAUUAAGCAGAAUUGUAACUUCUGCAUCAACAGAUCUUCAGGACUAUACGUACUACUUUGUUCCUGCUCCUUGGUUAUCUGUGAAACUUCUGAGGCUGUUACAGUGCUAUCCACCUCCAGAAGACCCUGCGGUACGUGGUCGUCUAACAGAAUGCCUGGAAACUAUUCUUAACAAAGCACAGGAGCCACCAAAGUCAAAAAAAGUACAACACUCAAAUGCAAAGAAUGCUGUGCUGUUUGAGGCAAUCAGCUUGAUUAUACAUCAUGACAGUGAGCCAAAUCUACUAGUCCGUGCCUGUAACCAGCUAGGUCAGUUCUUGCAGCACCGAGAAACUAAUUUGCGUUACCUAGCACUGGAAAGCAUGUGCACGCUUGCCAGUUCUGAAUUCUCACAUGAGGCUGUGAAAACACACAUAGAAACAGUUAUCAAUGCAUUGAAGACUGAAAGAGAUGUAAGUGUACGACAAAGAGCUGUAGAUCUUCUGUAUGCAAUGUGUGACCGAAGCAAUGCCCAACAAAUUGUGGCUGAAAUGUUGAAUUACUUGGAGACUGCUGACUAUUCCAUUAGAGAAGAAAUUGUUCUGAAAGUUGCAAUUCUAGCUGAGAAGUAUGCGGUGGAUUAUACCUGGUAUGUGGAUACAAUCUUGAAUCUGAUUCGCAUUGCUGGUGACUAUGUCAGUGAAGAAGUGUGGUAUCGAGUUAUUCAGAUUGUCAUCAACAGGGAUGAUGUUCAAGGGUAUGCAGCAAAGACUGUUUUUGAGGCCCUCCAAGCUCCAGCAUGCCAUGAGAAUCUUGUCAAAGUAGGUGGCUACAUCUUGGGAGAAUUUGGAAAUCUGAUAGCAGGUGAUCCAAGAUCAAGUCCCCUCAUCCAGUUCAACUUGCUACAUUCCAAGUUUCAUCUGUGUAGUGUUCCUACCCGAGCUCUGCUUCUGUCUACCUACAUCAAGUUUGUGAACCUGUUUCCAGAAAUCAAAACUACAAUCCAAGAUGUAUUGCGCAGUGACAGUCAACUAAAGAAUGCUGAUGUUGAGUUGCAGCAGAGAGCUGUUGAGUAUUUGAGGCUCAGUACUAUUGCCAGUACUGAUAUAUUGGCUACAGUGCUGGAAGAAAUGCCUCCCUUUCCAGAGAGGGAAUCUUCUAUUUUGGCUAAACUCAAGAAGAAGAAAGGCCCAGGCACGGUUACUGACCUGGAAGAGAUAAAAAAGGAGAGGAGCUCUGACAUGAACGGAAGUGCUGAACCUGCCUCUGUCAAUGCCAGUGUUGUUUCUACUCCUUCUCCAUCUGCGGAUCUGCUGGGUCUGGGUUCUGCCCCUCUCACCAAUUCAGCUCCCCCACCGUCCUCUAGUGGUAGCCUGCUGGUGGAUGUAUUUUCGGAUUCAGCUUCUGCUGUUGCACCUCUUGCUCCUGGUUCUGAUGACAACUUUGCGAGCCCUGACCUGGCUUCAUCUGAGGUAGUUUCUGAGGAACCAGCUGAUACUGUGCAUGAUGCUGAUGAGCUUUUUCACAAGUUUGUGUGUAAAAAUAAUGGAGUUUUAUUUGAAAAUCAGUUACUACAAAUUGGAUUGAAAUCUGAAUUUCGACAGAACCUGGGACGUAUGUUCAUUUUCUAUGGUAAUAAGACAUCGACUCAGUUCUUGAAUUUUACUCCAACAGUAAUCUGCUCAGAUGACUUACAGUCAAGCCUGAAUCUUCAGACAAAACCUGUUGACCCCACAGUGGAUGGAGGUGCACAGGUUCAGCAGGUUGUGAACAUUGAAUGUGUGUCAGACUUCAUGGAAGCUCCAAUCCUGAACAUUCAAUUCAGGUAUGGCGGAACAUUUCAAAAUCUUUCAGUAAAAUUGCCCAUCACACUGAAUAAAUUUUUCCAGCCAACAGAGAUGUCUUCUCAAGACUUUUUUCAGCGUUGGAAGCAACUGAGCAAUCCAAAACAAGAAGUACAGAAUAUCUUUAAAGCAAAGCACCCGAUGGAUGCAGAGAUCACAAAAGCAAAGAUAAUUGGGUUUGGAUCAGCCCUACUUGAGGAGGUAGAUCCCAAUCCUGCUAACUUUGUUGGUGCUGGUAUCAUACAUACAAAAACUACUCAGAUUGGAUGCUUGCUGCGCCUUGAACCUAACCUCCAGGCACAGAUGUAUAGGCUCACACUACGAACAAGUAAAGAAGCUGUAUCUCAGAGAUUAUGUGAAUUGCUGUCAGAACAGUUUUAAUAUUAACCAUGGCAGUUUUGUUUUUCCCAUUUAUAUCACUGUCAUCAUACUGCAAAUAAAUGUCUUGUACAUCACUGUCUGAGUACUGCAAUGUUAACCAAUACCAGCUCCCUACCUUAAUAGGAUUUGACCCUUGUUUGAAGUUAAGACUAUAAAAUGUACAGCACAGGAAAGUGACUUUUGACAUUAAAAAUGGCUUUUGAUGUGUUACACAAAGGGUGGGAGCGCUGUCUUGUGCUUCUGUUUUUUUUGCAAAGGUCAGGCUUUUAAACUUAUAAAGGGAAUUUAAUUUAGAUGUGGUAACCAAGGAUUUCAACUGGAAAUGGCUAGUAACAUUCUGCCUUUGUACCUUUAACAUGUACUCCCUCUGCCAUGCCUGUAAGAAACCAAGGUAAUGCUGCUCAGUAAGGUUUCUGUAGAUGUUAAUGUAGAGUCAAAACUUUGUAAAGUUGAACAUUACUGCAAGUCUUGUACUGGAUGGAUGGGCAGAUGCCAAAAAGUGUUUGAAUCCAGUUCAAGUGAACAUUUAUGUUGAGUGUUGCCAGCCUUUGACAAAUGUCACAGGACCAGUCCUAAACUAAUAAUCUUGUAAUAAUUUACAUUGUAAUGGUUUCUGCCUUUGGAAAAUGGGUUGAACACAAAUGCUAUUCUUAAUUCUUCUGCUCAUCUCACAUAAUGAGGUAAGCUUCUCUAGUAGAUGGUGAAUGAGUUAGCUUGUUUGUUGUUAGUCCAAGUGAAGUUAAAUAUUCUGUGUUUUUUCUGUUUCCCUUCAGACUUAGCAAGUAAUAGUCCCAAUCAUGUGAUCUAACUGCAGAAUCUGGUAUUAUGUGAAAGAAGAGGAAGAAAUGGGCCCUUGAAGGGCUAAGACAUACACUUUUUUUAGAUGAAAAUGUAAUUUUAAACAAUAUUUUUUCCCCGUGUACAGCAAUGUUAAAACACAAGAGGCUGAAUAACUGGUGUCUGAACAGUUUCCUGUCAGUGCUGGUAAAAAUAUCCAACAUAGUGUAGAAGACUUGUGUUGAGACUGACAGUGAAAGGCCUAAAAAUGUUCACACUCUUCAAGCCUUACAGUGCGAUAAAGGCUGCUGAAACAAAGCUGGUGAGGUAGUGCAGUUAGAAACCGUGAGCAGUUGUCAGUGAAUACUACCGGUCAUGAUGAACGAAGUCAGCUGCUGCUGACAUGAGAAGUUAACCUUUGAUCAAGAUUUCCUUGCGGUUAUUUAAAGGAGGCAUGGGACUGGUGUCUCACAACACAUACAGCCAAUUGGGCCCAUGAAAUAAAGGUUCUGAGUAAUAGUGAUGACAUUGAAAAGACAUUUAAAUGAAGCUUCUGUCAUGCUGCCCAGUGCACAGCAGGGGAUAGGAUUCUACAUGAAUGAGUGCACCUUGCUUUUUUCCUUCGAUAUCUUGAGUUAAUGGAAUGGGGUGAUUAUCAUUUUCUUUGGUUGAAGGCUAAUGAUUGUACUUAAGUGCAAGUGGAAAAUGAGGAACAAAGGUUUGGCUGUAGUAUGUGGGUUUGGGGAGAGAUUUGGUUUUUGGUUGUUUGUUUUUUUUUUUUCCCAGAAAUGGCUGUUAACUAUGAAUAUUAUGACUGAAAACUUGGCUAUAGACCUGGUCUUUGUGCAAAAGUUCUCUUGAACAUUUGGCCCUGUUAUUGCUUUUCAAGUAGCUAAUCAAGGCUCUUUGAUCACAAGCAAUGUCUUUUGCAAAUCUUCAUGAGCAGUUCUGCAAUGAGGUCGGGCAGUUGGCAGAAUAGUAAUAGACUACCUUAUGUUUUGUCCUUUGGAUACCAUACGUCUCUUAAUUAGUCCUGUUAUCUUUACCAUGCUGCUGGCUGCUAUGUUAAAAAUCUGAUGUGCUGAACUAAAGGGAGUUUUAGCAAAGACAGGGGAGGAGCUUCUAGUUCUUUUUUUCCAAAUCCUGUUGUGUAUCUCUCCCUGAAAAUAUUCAGUGCCCUCAUUAAAGGACACCUUGAAACACUGCACUACAUUAGUUCACUUUGCUUUGGUGUGCUUUGGACAUGCUAAAAUGUGCAUCAAAAGUGUGGGAAGGAGGGGGGUAAGGGAUAAUGUCUUUUCAGUGGUGACUGUGUUAAGCUUAUGACUGUUCACUCUUUGUAUUAAAUAU
Messenger RNA from Cuculus canorus (common cuckoo), 5221 nucleotides. RefSeq names its product adaptor related protein complex 2 subunit alpha 2 (gene AP2A2). The record is from RefSeq and is a predicted model, not a curated record. The coding region runs from base 425 to 3094 and encodes 889 amino acids. Gene Ontology annotation, molecular function: clathrin-cargo adaptor activity. Gene Ontology annotation, biological process: intracellular protein transport; clathrin-dependent endocytosis. The transcript is spliced from 24 exons. Gene Ontology annotation, cellular component: membrane coat; AP-2 adaptor complex. NCBI's taxonomy places the organism in Eukaryota, Metazoa, Chordata, Aves, Cuculiformes, Cuculidae.